CGCAUACUGCUUCUACAUGAGUGUUUUUAUUUUUUCCCAGCAAGACCCCAAUUUCCAUGCAGCCAGCAGGAAGCUAUGGAGGCGAUCGCGACACUGCCGAACUGAUGUUUCUCGACAAGAGCAGGGCUACACUUUGAGGCAGCUCAUGCUCUCUGCUACUCUGCUGCCUCCAAGAAAGUGUCAUGCCUCAUGGAAGAUUCACCCUCCUCCAAUGACUUUCCAGGGAGAUCUAUGCUUGCAGCUGUUAGCCUCCUUACAUCUUAUUAAUCUGGUCUGUUGACCCCAACAUUUUUCGCUGUUCGUUUUUUUUUUUUUUUUUCCAAGAAUCUAUCAUGAGAUUCAGAAUCUACAAAAGGAAGGUGGUGAUCCUGACUCUGGUGGUCAUCGUCUGUGGCCUUGCUUUCUGGAGCAGCGGGCGACAGAAGAAAAGCGACGGCGACCUGUCGCCGAAAGAGGCGGAACCAGCGAGGAGAAGCAAUAGCAUCAACCUUAGCAGCAGCAGCAGCGGCGGCAGUAAUAUUCUCAAUAAUCACGUCGAGGCGCUGCCGGCCACACCGGCUGCCACUCGACCCCCGGCCCCGCCCCCUUUAGUGCAACUGAACGAGACUCGCACGGAAAAACUCAAGGUUUCUAAGCCCGAUGUAGACAACGCUACUUUAGUCUACCGUGGCAUCGUCUUCCAGCUCAACUUCGACCAGACAAUAAGAAAUGAGGAGAAGUUUAAGACGGCGCGACAGAAGGACGAUCUCGUGGUGGUGGUCCAAGUGCACAAUCGCCCCGAUUACCUUAAAUUGUUAGUGGAUAGCUUACGCAAGUCCAGAGGCGUGGAGAACAUACUGCUGAUAUUCAGCCAUGACUACUGGUCCCCCGAGAUUAACAAAGUGGUGGCCUCCGUCGACUUCUGCCAGGUCCUUCAGAUUUUUUUCCCCUUCAGCAUCCAGCUCUACCCGCAGGAGUUCCCCGGACACGACCCCAAAGACUGCCCAAGAGACAUUCCCAAAAAAGAAGCCUUAAAGAUCGGAUGCAUUAACGCGGACUAUCCCGACUCCUUCGGGCACUACCGCGAAGCCAAGUUCUCCCAGACCAAACACCACUGGUGGUGGAAGUUGCACUUUGUUUGGGACAGAGUUAAGACUCUUGCGGACUUUAAGGGUCUGGUUCUGCUCAUCGAAGAGGACCACUACAUGUCCCCUGACUUCAUCCAUCUCCUUAAGCUCAUGUCGGCUCUCAAAAGGGAGCAGUGCAGUGACUGCGACAUCCUCUCCCUGGGGAGCUACAGCCACAUCGGCUACUCCAGCAAAGCGAACAAGGUGGAGGUGAAGGCCUGGAAGUCCACGGAGCACAACAUGGGGAUGGCACUGAGCCGCGAGACGUACCAGAAACUCAUCAAGUGCACCGACACCUUCUGUACUUAUGACGAUUACAACUGGGACUGGUCCUUGCAGCACCUGACAGUCUCAUGUCUGCCUUCCUACUGGAAAGUCAUGGUGAGCGAGGCGCCGCGGAUUUUCCACGCCGGCGACUGCGGCAUGCAUCACAAAAAAGCCACCUGCAUGCCCAUCGGCCAGAAAACUAAAAUAGAAAAUAUCCUGCAGAGCAGCGGAAACCAGCUCUUCCCCAAAAACCUCCUGAUAGCCAAGAGACUGCCCGCCAACGGGGCCGGAGGAGUGGCCCCACACGUAAAGAACGGUGGGUGGGGCGAUAUCAGGGACCAUGAACUCUGCAAGAGCUACGUUCGAUUACAGUGACCUUAACUGCUAUUAUAUAUAUUCCUGUCUCUUUUGCAUCCUCUAUUAAGAAAAAAAAUGCCUUUUAAAUGCAAAUCUUUAUGGACUACUCUUCAUAUUGCCUGUUUUACCGGACUGUUCAAUAAAAACGAAUGUUGGGA
Molecule: messenger RNA, 1888 nt
Organism: Synchiropus splendidus (mandarinfish)
Lineage: Eukaryota; Metazoa; Chordata; Actinopteri; Syngnathiformes; Callionymidae
Gene: mgat2
Product: alpha-1,6-mannosyl-glycoprotein 2-beta-N-acetylglucosaminyltransferase
Exons: 2
Coding region: 333-1748 (471 amino acids)
Biological process (GO): protein N-linked glycosylation; oligosaccharide biosynthetic process
Cellular component (GO): Golgi stack; Golgi membrane
Molecular function (GO): alpha-1,6-mannosylglycoprotein 2-beta-N-acetylglucosaminyltransferase activity
Source: RefSeq, a predicted model, not a curated record